AUGGAUCGCAACUUCUACCCAUUAACUCAUGAAGAUGAAGAACUUUAUAAAGAACAUGCAACUGGUAUUGAGAAAAAAGUACGUGAAACGUUUCCAUCGAUUCCAUCUGAUUUCGUGUUGAAACCAGUAACUGUUAGUAAAAUACCAGCAUGCGGUACGAUGUACUAUUUCAUGAUUGCUUUGCCUAAUGGUGAAUUUGCGAAAGUGAGAUUUAAUGUAGGUGGUCUUCAAAUGUUGCCACCUGGUGGAAAAGUAGAGAAACAUUAUGGUGUUGAUGAAACGUCAUUCUCAUCGGAAUAUCCCACCGAUUAA
This is a messenger RNA of Rotaria sp. Silwood2, 312 nucleotides long. The record is from the annotation of a GenBank genome assembly. Lineage: Eukaryota; Metazoa; Rotifera; Eurotatoria; Philodinida; Philodinidae.